This is a messenger RNA of Adineta ricciae, 234 nucleotides long. NCBI's taxonomy places the organism in Eukaryota, Metazoa, Rotifera, Eurotatoria, Adinetida, Adinetidae. The record is from the annotation of a GenBank genome assembly.
AUGACACUUGUCAGAAGAAAACAAGAUAUUUCUGCUUCGAAGUGUUUCUUCUCUUAUGCAGGUCCAGCUUCAUCUUCGUCACGUUGGCGUGCGACACAGGAUCCAGGUAAAACCUCAGCUACAUCAAAUGCUGCGGGUUAUCGUUCAGUUGGUCUUGAUGUCAAUCCUGCGUCAUUAACAGCAUCGAAUCUUCCACAAGAACAACAACCGGAAAAUGAAGAGAAAAAACAAUAA